Pangasianodon hypophthalmus (striped catfish) is the source of this 4287-nucleotide messenger RNA. It is a transcript of the gene snx27a, whose product is annotated as sorting nexin 27a. Gene Ontology annotation, molecular function: protein binding; phosphatidylinositol-3-phosphate binding. The transcript has 13 exons. The record is from RefSeq and is a predicted model, not a curated record. Gene Ontology annotation, cellular component: early endosome. Lineage: Eukaryota; Metazoa; Chordata; Actinopteri; Siluriformes; Pangasiidae. Gene Ontology annotation, biological process: intracellular protein transport; signal transduction. Bases 62 to 1738 code for a protein of 558 amino acids.
AGCGUUAUAGCUCAGCUCGUUUUGCACGCGCGCUCCAGUCACGGCGGCGCGCCGGCUGAACAUGGCGGACGUCGAGGGAGACGAGAUUCGUGGCGCUCCUGAUUCGUGUCCGGUAACGCUGCCCGCGGCGUCUCGAAACGGCUCCGGGGGUCAGACGGUAACGGCGGGACCACGCAUCGUUCGGAUUAUUAAGUCGGAGUCGGGCUACGGGUUUAACGUCCGCGGUCAGGUGAGCGAAGGCGGCCAGCUGCGCAGCAUUAACGGAGAGCUGUACGCGCCUCUGCAGCACGUCAGCGCCGUGUUACCCGGCGGAGCGGCGGACCGAGCCGGGAUAUCGAAAGGAGACAGAAUCCUCGAGGUGAAUGGCGUGAGUGUGGAGGGCGCUACACAUAAGCAAGUGGUGGAUCUGAUUCGAACAGGAGAGAAGGAGCUGGUGCUCGCUGUUCUGUCUGUGCCACCGCAGGAAGUAGAUGGUCUGGACUCUGGAGAGGACGGCUCAGCUUCACCUAAUUAUGACUACAGUGACAAGCAGGCUGUGCCCAUCUCCAUCCCCACGUACAAGCAUGUGGAGCAGCAUGGAGAAAGAUUUGUUGUAUAUAAUGUCUAUAUAUCUGGCAGACAGUUGUGCUCAAAGCGCUACCGGGAAUUUUCCAUUCUGCACCAGAACCUAAAGAGAGAGUUUGCAUCCUACUCGUUUCCCAAACUUCCAGGGAAAUGGCCUUUCUCUCUCUCUGACCAACAGUUGGACGCCCGUAGGAGAGGCCUGGAGGAAUACUUGGAGAAAGUGUGUUCAGUAAGGGUCAUUGGAGAGAGUGACAUCAUGCAAGAGUUCCUCUCUGAGUCAGAUGAGAACUAUAAUGGUGUAACCGAUGUGGAGUUGCGAAUAGCCCUGCCAGAUAAGACCACUGUUUCAGUUCGAGUGCGCAAAAACAGCACCACUGACCAAGUCUACCAGGCCCUAGUGAUGAAGGUUGGCAUGGACAGCAUCAUGGCCAGUUAUUUUGCCCUUUUUGAAGUGAUAAACCACUCCUUUGUCCGUAAGUUGGCCCCUAAUGAGUUCCCUCACAAGCUGUAUGUGCAGAACUACACGUCGGCAGUGCCAGGGACCUGUCUGGCCCUGCGCAAGUGGCUCUUCAGCAUAGAGGAGCAAGAGCUUCUACAGGAAAAUCCUCUAGCUCUGCAUUACUGCUUCCACCAGGCUCAGGAUGAUGUGAAGAAGGGAUUCAUCAAAGCAGAGGAUAAGUCCUAUCAGCUUCAGAAGCUAGCUGAGCAGAGAAAGAUGGCCACGUAUCUGAAUUUGCUACGCACAUGUGAGGGCUAUAAUGAAGUAGCAUUCCCCCACUGCUCAUGUGAUUCACGGAGGAGAGGUCAUGUGAUCGCUGCUGUCAGCAUUCACCACUUCAAACUUCACGCUUGCACUGAGGAUGGCACGCUAGAGAACCAGGUUAUAGCUUUCGAAUGGUCCGAGAUGCAGAGGUGGGACACGGACGAGGAGGGAAUGGCUUUCUGCUUUGAAUAUGUACGAGGGGAGAAAAAGCCUCGUUGGGUCAAAAUCUUCACUCCUUACUUUAACUACAUGCAUGAGUGCUUUGAGAGGAUUUUCUAUGAGCUCAACUGGAGGAAAGAGGUGGAAGAGGAGGCCUCAGACAAAGACAACAAGAGUUGCAAUGAGUACCUCCCUCCUUUGGAACAGCAGAAGGGAUGGCACCACCUAGGGAAAGAAAUCGCCACUUCUUAGGAAGACCUUUCUCUAGACACCAGCAGAAACUGACCUGGACCACCAUACUAGAACAAAAAAAAAAAAAAAUUACCACCAUGUUACCAGGGCAACAACCCAGGCUCUUUUGAGCUGCAGAGGGCUCUGUAGUCCUGCCACCAUCUCCUAGGCAACUGAGAAUUAUUUCCAGGGUAACACACAUUUAUAGCUAAAUAAGGGUUGUUUUGCUACAGAUGAACAGCUCAUAAAAGUAUUGUGGUCAUGACAUCAGUAGAUACAUCUCCUUAUAAAUUUACAUUAUGUGUAAUAUAAAUGCAAAAAAAUCUGCUAGCGGUCCUGGAAGUAGGCUCUCGUUUUCCCAUUGGCCGGCCACUACUGCAGCGCAAGACACCAUAAACUGAAGAAGAGCAUGUUGUCACCAUUCAUCAUCUUUGCAGAAUAGUUACCAUGAUUGUGUUCUGAGUCCCAAGGCCACUAUGUCUCAAGCCAGCAGAUUUGGAUUUGGACUAGUUCAGUAGAAAACGUUUUACCACAUUGAUUGAAAGCAGGUAAACUCAACUAGCUAAUAUGUAACUUGAGGUAACUAAAGUAGGUUUGAGGUUUGAACAUAAAGGUAGUUAAAGGUCAUUUUAAAAGGUGUUGCAUUACAUCACCAAAUUGCACUAACCCCAAGGCUUAAUCUUGAAUAAUGCUUGCAAAGGUGCUUGUUGGCUGGUAGCUUCUCCUUAUGAAGCAUGUGGUUAAGUUGAUCAACCCUGUUUUUCCGAUAGCAACUAAAGAGAUGCUGGGUAAGGGUAGUACUGGUUGGAGGCUUUAAGACUGAUGUAUGGGACUGAAUGUCUGACAGCUAAAUGCCUAUUCCAUACAUGUUUCUACUCGUAACUGGAGAUUUUGGAAAGCUGGCAAUAAAAACAAACUAGGACGUUGACUGACAGUUGUGCAGGAAUGGAAUAGGAUAUUGAGGUGCAGUGCUGUCGUCUUCCUAUAGGGGGCAGCAGUGCUACACACAUGAAAAUCUGUGUCAGCUAUAAUGUGAACUGUGUAAGGAUGGAGGGAGAAAGUUUGAACAAUUUUGCAUUGUAUUUAACUAAUUUUCAGCUCUUUACACAGAGCCAUUUUCUUUGUGUGUAUAUGCGUGUCUGUACAGGAGCAGACGAGUCUGCUUUGGGAGUCUGGGUUUUAUCCUUAUUGAGUAGUUAAAGAGAGAUCUUCCAGACUCUUCAGAGCAAUGGUUCCCUGGGGUUCAGUAAUUCACCGUGAGCAGAGAAGUGCAUGCAGUCAGUUAACUAUGUCAGGAGUGCAGCAAGAGACUGGGAGAAAAGGAGAAGGAUACUAUUCUAGAUGCAAGAGGCCUGUUUCAUUAAAGUCCUGUUGCUCUGUCGAUUUGCAUAGAAAACUAGAGGCAAUCUGAAUCUCUUAGAAAUUCAUAAGUAUUGAUAAGUAUUUCUCUCCUUCCUUCCCUCCUUCCCAGUGAAUGUGGGAGGCUGUGUGUUCAGUGUAUAAGUGGGUCAGUGUAUGUUUUUGCUCCAUAGUGCUUCCCUCUAACAAAAGAGAUAAAAUAGGAAUGAACCACCUCACCAUUCAAAUCCUACUUUAGCAAAUCUGAAAGACUCAUUAGCAGCCCAGUGCUAAUGCAGUUAAACCUGCUUUACCCGUGUGUGCACGUCUUCAUCCAUUAAUGUCCCACUGUCUGGCAGCGUAAUAUGUCAGCUUAGAUUCCAUACUAAACUGAAGUAGAUUUUUCAUUUAAAAAAUGGAAAUAAUAGGCAUAUAUUUUGCAUCGUGAAUGUAUUGUCUGUUGUAGCCACAGGUAUCGCUGGUUCUUUUGUGGUUAUUGUGCGUUUGUCGUAAUAUUAUCCAGCGCUACACAAAGUAGGCUAUAUUUUUCUGUGUUCAUCCAAAACAUCUAAAAAAAUAUAAACGUACCAGAAUGUAUUUGCAAUGCAAAUGGUUUCCUUUUCCCCAUAUGGAGUAGAAUUUUGCAGCUGAAAUUUGACUUACAAAUACAAAAGGUCCACAGCAGGCUGAUAGAGAACUUGUAAUUAUGAAAUUUAAAACUAAGUUUCUAAUUUUUAGAUCAUAUUUAUAUACAAAUAUUUUUUUGUUUUGUUUUGCUCUGUUUUAUUCCUCCCCUGCAUGACAUGUUAGAGGGUUUUGUCAGGUGAUGAGCUGGUCUGAAAAUGCAUUUGUCUUUGUGUGUUUUUCUUUGGUGUAUUGCUUAUGUGUCCUUUUGACAAAGCAUUCACUGUAGCCUUUGACUGAAAUUAUUAAUUUAUUAUUUUCCUGCUUAAUCAACAUUAAUUAAGCCUAUUUGUGAUAGGCAAUUGAACCGAGGCUCUUUUAGGGCUUGAAUGGGAAGGGAUUUAAUUUAUAAGUGGAAAUGGAGAAACAGUGAUGCUUUAUUUCAUAUAGCUUCAUAAAAAAAAUAACAAUCACCAUUGGUAAAUGAUAGUUUUAUAUCUAAAAUGUAUGAUUUCACUAACCAGUAAAAAGUUAUAAAAGCUUGGUUUGGAAAAAUGCCAUGUAGAAUAAAACAUUAACAUAAUUUUAAAUAAAACUGUCUCUUGAAA